This is a messenger RNA of Aspergillus clavatus NRRL 1, 651 nucleotides long. Its product is annotated as peptide alpha-N-acetyltransferase MAK3. Bases 1 to 651 code for a protein of 216 amino acids. The record is from RefSeq and is a predicted model, not a curated record. Gene Ontology annotation, cellular component: NatC complex. Gene Ontology annotation, biological process: N-terminal peptidyl-methionine acetylation. Gene Ontology annotation, molecular function: protein-N-terminal amino-acid acetyltransferase activity. The transcript is spliced from 2 exons. NCBI's taxonomy places the organism in Eukaryota, Fungi, Ascomycota, Eurotiomycetes, Eurotiales, Aspergillaceae.
AUGAGCCAGGAUGUCUCAUCUUCCGCAGUGCCUGCUGCGACUGCGACUGCGACUGCGACUGCUUCAACUUCCUGCCCUCCAGACCUCCGCUACGUGCGCUACGAUGGCUCCCGCGAGAACGAAUACGUCCCUGCCAUGAGACAGCUGAUUUCCAAGGACCUGUCGGAACCGUACAGCAUCUACGUCUACCGGUACUUCCUCUACCAAUGGGGAGAGCUGUGUUUCAUGGCCAUGGACGACACCAAGGAGAAAGACUACAUGGUCGGUGUCGUGGUGUCGAAGCUGGAGCCGCACCGUGGGGGUCCGCUGAGAGGGUAUAUUGCCAUGUUGGCUGUGCGGGAGGAGUAUCGCGGCCGAGGGAUUGCGACCAGAUUGGUGAGGAUGGCUAUUGACGCGAUGAUUGAGCGGGAUGCCGAUGAGAUUGUCCUCGAGACGGAAAUCACAAAUACGGCCGCCAUGAAACUGUACGAACGGCUCGGCUUUCUGCGGAGUAAACGCCUGCAUCGGUACUAUUUGAACGGCAACUCGGCCUAUCGGCUGGUGCUGUACCUCAAAGAAGGAGUCGGGUCGAUUCGAACCUCCAUGGAUCCGUACGGACCCCCUAUUGCUGCUCCCGCCCCGGCUUUGCUCCAUGAGAAUGGCGGUAGAUGA